CCACAAACCAAGCUUUACACUUCGUUCCUAUAUUCCUAGGUCCAUGAUUUACCUAGACUAGAUUAUCGCCAUUUUUAAUAAAAAUUUGUUUUAAGGGUAAUUGACAUUUAUUAACCCCGUUUUAAUUAAUAUUACUACUUGCUGAGAAGAAUAUUAUGUUCCAAGCGAUAAAUUGAAAAAUGGGCGAAGAUUAUAAUGGAGCGUGAAUUAAAUAGCAUUUGAACAUUUAUCGGAAGGUCUUUUCAUUUUAUCGAUAACCUGAAAAAUAAGCAUCUACGAAGAUUGUUCUUAUGGAUCGAGAUCGUCAGGACCGUGACAAAGAUAGGGACAGGGACAGGGACCGUGACAGAAGACAUAGGUCUCGUAGCAGAGAUCGCAGGAAACGUUCACGAUCACGUUCCAAAGAUCGAAGAGAUAGAAAGAGAAGUAGUUCGCCUAAAAAGAGUCGCAGCUCUAGAAGAAGGAAACCUUCUCUUUACUGGGAUGUUCCACCACCAGGAUUUGAACACAUUACACCUUUGCAGUAUAAAGCUAUGCAAGCUGCAGGACAGAUACCUGCAAAUAUUGUAGCAGACACACCACAAGCAGCUGUGCCAGUAGUUGGUAGUACAAUAACUCGACAAGCAAGAAGACUUUACGUAGGAAACAUUCCAUUUGGUGUGACUGAAGAAGAAAUGAUGGAAUUCUUUAAUCAACAAAUGCACUUAUCUGGUCUUGCCCAAGCUGCUGGAAAUCCGGUAUUGGCAUGCCAAAUUAAUCUGGAUAAAAAUUUUGCAUUCUUAGAGUUCCGUUCCAUAGACGAGACAACGCAAGCUAUGGCAUUUGAUGGCAUCAACUUCAAAGGCCAAAGUUUAAAAAUAAGAAGACCACAUGAUUAUCAGCCUAUGCCAGGAAUGACUGAUAAUCCAAGUAUGAACGUGCCAGGUACGGUUCCUGAUUCUCCACACAAGAUUUUCAUUGGUGGUUUACCCAAUUAUUUGAACGAAGAACAGGUGAAAGAAUUACUGAUGAGUUUUGGACAACUAAGAGCAUUCAAUCUAGUAAAGGAUUCAGCUACAGGUCUAUCCAAAGGUUACGCAUUUUGCGAGUAUGUUGACGUGUCAAUGACUGAUCAAGCAAUUGCUGGAUUAAACGGAAUGCAGCUGGGAGACAAGAAGCUAAUUGUACAACGAGCUAGUGUGGGAGCCAAGAAUCCUAUGAUCGGCGCACAAGCUCCAGUUCAAAUUCAGGUGCCUGGAUUGUCUAUGGUAGGCACAAGUGGACCAGCAACUGAGGUUCUCUGCUUGUUGAACAUGGUAACUCCUGAGGAAUUAAUGGAAGAAGAGGAAUACGAAGACAUCUUAGAAGAUAUUAAAGAGGAAUGUAAUAAAUAUGGUGUGGUUCGAUCUGUGGAAAUACCAAGACCUAUAGAAGGUGUUGAUGUACCUGGGUGUGGAAAAGUAUUUGUUGAGUUUAAUAGCGUAAUUGACUGCCAAAAAGCGCAGCAGACACUUACAGGACGUAAAUUUAAUAACCGUGUUGUUGUGACAUCAUACUUCGAUCCUGACAAGUAUCAUCGCAGGGAAUUCUAAGAUGUAGAUUUUUUCAUGCCAAUUAAUUAUUGACUCCAGUGUAUAAUAUAUAUAUUGAACGAAUAAUCUAACCUGCUCGGAAAUUAAUAAAUUUUUUCUCAUCAGAUUGUACAUUAAGAAAUGUAAUUGAUUUGCACUCGUACUGUGCAUUAAAGCGUAGUUGUUGUAAUUUAUGUAUCUUUCAAUGAUGUAACCAUUAUAUGAG
This is a messenger RNA of Megachile rotundata (alfalfa leafcutting bee), 1776 nucleotides long. RefSeq names its product U2 small nuclear riboprotein auxiliary factor 50 (gene U2af50). The record is from RefSeq and is a predicted model, not a curated record. Gene Ontology annotation, biological process: mRNA processing. Gene Ontology annotation, molecular function: RNA binding. Lineage: Eukaryota; Metazoa; Arthropoda; Insecta; Hymenoptera; Megachilidae. Gene Ontology annotation, cellular component: nucleus.